AUGGAGGUCCGCUGGCUGAAGACCCUGCUGUGUGUGUUGUUGAGUGUUUGUUCGUCCCUUCGAGCCCACCCUAUAGAUCAUGAUGACCAUGAGAACGGUAUGUGUAUUCGAUAUUGGCGCCCGCAAAACUGGUUCUCAGAACAAUGGUUAGGUUGCACUUUGUGUGUGUUUGUGUGUGCGUGUGUGUGACAUGAUUUGAUGAUCAGAUUAAAAGUAUGCCUGCCAGCAUCUGUUUGUCAUUGUAUCACAUUAAUCAGUGACUGUGUUGAAAUGUUAGACUACUUUUUGCAUUAAUUUAGGAUCAGUGACAUCGUAGGAACAUUGACACUGGGUGUAGGCUGCACAGUCUCUAUCUCCACCUCUCUGUCCCGAUCUGGCACCACAGGGUCAAAAGUGAUCUCGUGACCUGGUCAGGUAAAUCUCUGGGUCCUAUUCGUAGUCUAUGAAAAAAUAGUAUUAUUAUAAAUAGCUCCCUUUUUCAUCUGUGCUAUGACUAUAGGGCAGGGCUUUUUCUUGUCGGGUCAUAUGAAUUGUAAACACUCCUGGCCUAAGGUGGAUGAAACCCUUUCAAACUACCACAAACCAUGUUAUUAUUCAUUCUGAAUCUGAUAUCAAAAGAGCCAGAGACAACCACUUCAAUGGACAACAUACAGUACUGUGUAGUUUAGUGAACUACUAUAGCAUGGCUGAAUGUUAUGCAAAGAAUGGUUACAAUGUCACAUUAACUCUAUACAUACACAAUGUUAAGCAGUGGAUUUGAAAAAUAAAAAAGACAGACAGGUUUCAAUGUAGAAAAGUCAUCUAAUUUUAUGUCAGAAAACCUAUUAUUUGUUCAUCUGACCACAGUGCUCUUCUACAAUUAUUAAUUAUGUAAGCUUUAUGUGAGGCAGGGUUACAUGUAACACUAUACACAGUGGACAUUGUAACAAGGCAGGGUUACAUUUAACACUAUACACUAUGUGCACGUCAUAAAACCACUAACCAUGUGUUGUUGUGCUGGUCUCCAUUUGGCCACAUAUUAUCCAUUAUAUUGACCAGAUACUCUAGUGGUCACUCUAACAAUGAAAAUAUAUAGGCAGUCGGGAGGGGGAAAGAUCAGGUGGGACCAUUUUAGCUAAUGUGUCCUAUUUACAGUGCAUUCGGAAAGUAUUCAGACCCCUUGACUUUUUCAACAUUUUGUUACAUCACAGCCUUAUUCUAAAAUGUAUUAAAUCGUUUUUCCCCCUCAUCAAUCUACACACAAUACCCCAUAAUGACAAAGCAAAAACUGGUUUUUAGAAACUUUUGCAAAUUUAUUAAAAAUAAAAAACGGAAAUAUCACAUUUACAUAAGUAUUCAGACCCUUUACUCAGUACUUUGUUGAAGCACCUUUGGCAGCGAUUACAGCCUUGAUUCUUCUUGGGUAUGACGCUACAAGCUUGGCACACCUGUAUUUGGGGAGUUUCUUCCAUUCUUAUCUGUAGAUCCCCUCAAGCUCUGUCAAGUUGGAUGGGGAGCAUUGCUGCACAGCUAUUUUCAGGUCUCUCCAGAGAUCUAUCAGGUUCAAGUCCGGGCUCUGGCUGGGCCAUUCAAGGACAUUCAGAGACUUGUCCCUAAGCCACUCCUGCAUUGUCUUGGCUGUGUGCUUAGGGUUGUUGUCCUGUUGGAAGGUGAACCUUCGCCCCAGUCUGAGGUCCUGAGCGCUCUGGAGCAGGUUUUCAUCAAGGAUCUCUCUGUACUUUGCUCCGUUCAUCUUUCCCUCGAUCCUGACUAGUGUCCCAGUCCCUGCCGCUGAAAAACAUCCCCACAGCAUGAUGCUGCCACCACUAUGCUUCACCGUAGGGAUGGUGCCAGGUUUCCUCCAGACGUGACGCUUGGCAUUCAGGCCAAAGAGUUCAAUCUUGGUUUCAUCAGACCAGAGAAUCUUGUUUCUCAUGGUCUGAGAGUCCUUUAGGUGCCUUUUGGCGAACUCCAAGCAGGCUGUCAUGUGCCUUUUACUGAGGAGUGGCUUCCGUCUGGCCACUCUACCAUAAAGGCCUGAUUGGUGGAGUGCUGCAGAGAUGGUUGUCCUUCUGGAAGGUUCUCCCAUCUCCACAGAGGAACUCUGGAGCUCUGUUAGAGUGACCAUAUGGUUCUUGGUCACCUCCCUGACCAAGGCCCUUCUUCUUUGAUUGCUCAGUUUGGCCAGCGGCCAGCUCUAGGAAGAGUCUUGGUGGUUCCAAACGUCUUCCAUUUUAGAAUGAUGGAGGCCACUGUGUUCUUGGGGACCUUCUAUGUUGCAGACAUUUUUUGGUACCCUUCCCAGAUCUGUGCCUUGACACAAUCCUGUGUCGGAGCUCUAUGGACAAUUCCGUCGACCUCAUGGCUUGGUUUUUGCUCUGACAUGCACAGUCAACUGUGGGACCUUAUAUAGACAGGUGUGUGCCUUUCCAAAUCAUGUCCAAUCAAUUGAAUUUACCACAGGUGCACUCCAAACAAGUUAUAGAAACAUCUCAAGGAUGAUCAAUGGAAACAGGAAGCACCUGAGCUCAAUUUCGAGUCUUAUAGCAAAGACUCGAGUCUAAUAGCAAAGUCUGAAUACAGUGAGGGAAAAAAGUAUUUGAUCCCCUGCUGAUUUUGUACGUUUGCCCACUGACAAAGAAAUGAUCAGUCUAUAAUUUUAAUGGUAGGUUUAUUUGAACAGUGAGAGACAAGAACAACAAAAAAAUCCAGAAAAACGCAUGUCAAAAAUGUUAUAAAUUGAUUUGCAUUUUAAUGAGGGAAAUAAGUAUUUGACCCCCUCUCAAUCAGAAAGAUUUCUGGCUCCCAGGUGUCUUUUAUACAGGUAACGAGGUGAGAUUAGGAGCACACUCUUAAAGGGAUUGCUCCUAAUCUCAGUUUGUUACCUGUAUAAAAGACACCUGUCCACAGAAGCAAUCAAUCAAUCAGAUUCUAAACUCUCCACCAUGGCCAAGACCAAAGAGCUCUCCAAGGAUGUCAGGGACAAGAUUGUAGACCUACACAAGGCUGGAAUGGGCUACAAGACCAUCGCCAAGCAGCUUGGUGAGAAGGUGACAACAGUUGAUGCGAUUAUUCGCAAAUGGAAAAAACACAAAAGAACUGUCAAUCUCCCUCGGCCUGGGGCUCCAUGCAAGAUCUCACCUCGUGGAGUUGCAAUGAUCAUGAGAACGGUGAGGAAUCAGCCCAGAACUACAAGUACUAAGUAAUUUUUUGCAGAGGGGUCAAAUACUUAUUUCCCUAAUUCAAAUGCAAAUCAAUUUAUAACAUUUUUGACAUGCGUUUCAUGUUCGUAUUUUGAUUGGCUCGCUUGCUGAUCUGUCUGUCAGUUCUGAUUCAUUGUCUUGUCUGUCCCUCAGUGAUUGACCUACUGGAGGCUCUCAACAUGUCCCGCCCCUUAAAGGGUGUAUCCAAAGUCCAGGGGGAGUGGCCUGGAACCCAGGCCUACAAACUCCGCCCCCGCUCACCUCACCUGACCCUUCCCAAACAAUACUCCAACUACCUUGUUUCCUCUCUGCAAGGCAGUCUGGGAAUUCACCUGGUGGGACGUCAGGGCGCAGACUCCAGUGGCACUCUGCUCUCUUUCUCCUCCUCCUCCUCUUUCCUCGCCCCUCCUCCAACUCUACUCCUCUACCCGCUCCAAAUCUCUGCGUCUGGACCACCAGGCUGGCUCGGGAGGCCAGGGGCUUGCCAGCGUACUGUUCCCAGGAGGAAGUCCCUUCUCUGGGGGAGGCUGGGUGCGGUUGGCCCUGAACCUGGAAGCUGGCCAUGUGUCUCUGUUUGUGGACUGUAGAGAGGCGGUGGUUAUACAGAGAGACAAAGAGGAGAGAGUCAAACUACAGCUGCCCCCAGACCUAGUCAUCACACUGGCCAGCACACAGGGUGACAUGGAGAGCAAGUUCACUGUGAGUAAACACACUCACAUACACAUAUUCACACGUACACACAUGCAAGUAUGCACUCCAUAACGGUUUCUCUUUCUCUCUCUCUCUCUCUCUCACUCGCUCUCUCUCUCUCUCUCUCUCCCCCCCCCCCCCCCCCCCUUCUAUCUCUCCAUCACUCUCUCUUUAUAGGGUUAUGUGCAGACAGCUGAGAUCUCUACCAGAGCGUAUCAGAGGCGUCCGUGGCACUGUGACAACAUUACA
This is a messenger RNA of Coregonus sp. 'balchen', 4121 nucleotides long. NCBI's taxonomy places the organism in Eukaryota, Metazoa, Chordata, Actinopteri, Salmoniformes, Salmonidae. The record is from the annotation of a GenBank genome assembly.